AUGAAUGCGAUGGUCGAUCAAUUAAUAGAAAAAAUGACACUAGAAGAAAAAAUUGGACAGCUGAAUUUGAUAUCGAUACCGUUAAAUAUUACAGGGCCCAUUGCCAGUAAAAGUCAGAUAAAAGCCAUUAAAAAUGGUUCAGUCGGCGGUGUUUUCAAUUCGUACACUCCUGAUGUCGUAUGUAAACUACAAAAAUUGGCUGUUAAUUCUACUCGUCUUCACAUUCCACUCAUGUUUGGCUUCGAUGUCAUUCAUGGUCAUCGAACCAUUUUUCCAAUACCUCUAGGUAUUAGUUGUACGUGGGACUUAACAUGGAUUAAACGAUUCACGCGAGUUGCCGCUCAAGAAGCUAGUGCAGAUGGUCUACAUUGGACAUUUUCACCAAUGGUUGAUAUCGCUCGUGAUCCAAGAUGGGGAAGAAUUGCCGAAGGUGCGGGUGAAGAUGCUUUUUUGGGAUCACAAAUAGCCAAAGUAAUGGUCAAAGGUUAUCAAGGAAAUGAUUUGGCAAAAAAUAACACCAUCAUGUCUUGUGUGAAACAUUUUGCACUGUAUGGUGCCGUUGAAGGUGGACGUGAAUAUAAUACAGUUGAUAUGAGUCGUAUACGCAUGUACCAGGACUAUUUACCACCCUAUCACGCAGCUAUCGAUGCGGGAGUUGGAAGUGUAAUGGCAGCGUUUCCUGAAAUAAACGGAAUACCGGCAGCUGGUAACAAAUGGCUUUUAGAUGAUUUAUUACGUGAUCAGUGGCGGUUUUCAGGUCUUCUUGUUACUGAUUAUAAUGCUAUCAACGAAAUGAUAGUUCAUGGUAUAGGUCAUUUGAAACAUGUAUCUGCUCUGGCAGUAAAAGCAGGAGUUGACAUGGAUAUGUUUAGCAAUGCAUUUCUUGACACCUUAAACACAUUGUUAAAGCAAGGUGUCAUCACUCAAAGCCAAAUUGAUACAGCAUGCAGAAAAGUAUUAGAAGCCAAAUAUAAAUUGGGUUUAUUUGAUGAUCCGUAUCGAUAUUGCGACAAUACUCGAGCUCAAACAGAAAUACUAACAGAUGAAAAUCGUCUUGUAGCGAGAGAAGUAGCUAAACGUUCGAUUGUACUAUUAAAAAAUGCUCAUCAAACAUUGCCAUUAAAGCGUCAGGGUACAAUUGCUCUCAUUGGACCUUUGGUGGAUGAUCAGUUUAACGUGUUGGGCUGUUGGUCAGCUGCUGGUAACAAAACAGAGUCUGUGAGUGUAAUUACGGGUAUUAGAAACUUAGUUGGCGGUCAAGUGAACAUCGUUCAUGAAAAAGGAGCGAAUAUUAUCGAUGAUAUUGAUCUUCUUAAAAUACUGAAUGGAAAAGGUGGAAAUAUUGAAUUAGAUAAACGUUCACCUGAAAUGCUCAUUAAACAAGCAGUGAUGAAAGCAAAGACAGCCGAUGUUAUUGUGGCUGUGUUAGGUGAAUCUGAAGCUAUGUCAGGUGAAGCAGCUAGUCUAUCCUAUAUUGGAUUACCAGAAAAUCAACAGAAUUUGUUAAAAGCGCUCGUUGAAACAGGCAAACCCGUCGUAUUAGUGUUAAUGAAUGGAAGACCGCUAACAUUGACAUGGGAAAGUAAACAUGUAGAUGCCAUUUUAGAAACAUGGUUUGCCGGAACGGAAGCCGGGAAUGCCAUAGCCGAAGUAUUAUUUGGUGAUUAUAAUCCAUCAGGCAAAUUGACAGCUUCAUUUCCAAGAAGUGUCGGUCAAAUACCUGUCUACUAUAACCAUAAAAAUACGGGUAGACCUUAUAAUGGCACAGGUUUAGGAAUAAGCCAAUCACGAUAUUUAGAUUUACCAAAUGAUGAUCCGUUAUAUCCAUUUGGCUAUGGUUUAAGUUAUACAACAUUCGAAUAUGGUCCGUUGAAAGUUAAUAAAAGAAAUCUUAUCGGUAAUAAUGAAAUACUGAUUGUUCAUUUAUCAGUUCUAAAUAGUGGAUUAUAUAGCGGUGAAGAAACUGUUCAACUAUACAUUCAUGAUCCAAUUGCAAGUGUAACACGUGCUGUAAAAGAAUUAAAAAACUUUCAAAAAAUAUUAUUAAAACCAAAAGAACUGAAACAAGUGUCGUUUAACGUUACUGUUGAUGAUUUAAAAUUCUACAACACCGCACUCCAGCAUAUAUGGGAAACGGGUGAAUUUAUCAUUUAUGUAGGCCCAAACUCUCGCGAUACACAAUCAAUUUCAAUUUAUUGGUCAAAGUAA
Molecule: messenger RNA, 2208 nt
Organism: Didymodactylos carnosus
Lineage: Eukaryota; Metazoa; Rotifera; Eurotatoria; Philodinida; Philodinidae
Source: the annotation of a GenBank genome assembly